GAUCGGUCCGGCUAUCUGAGGUCAUCAAUGCGUGACUGGAACAAGGUUUAGUCCUAAUGCCCUGCGAACACUGGCGUUGUCGGAGUAACUUUUUAAGUGUCAUAAUUUGGCAUCGUCGCAGGAUAGACGGCCUUCUUGAACCCCGGCACCGGGGAGUUGUCAAUCGACAAUCGGCUGUAGUAGUAGGCGUGUAGUGUGGAGAGUGCGCGUUGUGUCGUUGGCCGGAAGUUAGACAGCAGACUAUCGAGCGCUCCGUGCGUUGCCGUUUUGCUGCUCAGUCGCAGGAAACACUGUGCUAAUCCAGUUACCGGUAGUCGGUCGGGAAUUUUCAAGGUAAACAUCUAUAUCUCUUGUUAUCGUAAGUUCCAAGAUAAGGUCAUACAAACAUCGAGGAGGCGAGGCGUGAACUGGUUAAAAAUGAACGGGCACGCGAACGGGGGUGAACUGAACGGCUGCGGUGACAUAAUCACGCAGAACCAACAGAAGGGUUGUUGGACGAUCGGUCUCAUUAACUCCAAGUUUCGGUACCUUACGGCUGAGACAUUCGGCUUCAAGAUCAACGCCAACGGUAGCUCACUCAAGAAAAAACAGAUCUGGACAUUGGAACCGGACAACAGUAACGUAGGAGACAGUUUAAUCUACAUCCGUUCCCAUCUAGAGAAAUACCUCGCCGUUGACUCCUUCGGCAAUGUUACUUGCGAAAGUGAAGAAAAGGACCCCGGAUGCAAGUUCCAAAUCAGUGUCGCAGAGGACGGUACGGGCAGAUGGGCGUUGCGAAACGUAGUACGUGGGUACUUCCUGGGUGCAUCUUCCGACAAGCUCAUAUGCACCGCUAAAGUACCAGGUGACGCGGAGCUGUGGUACGUCCAUCUGGCUGCUAGGCCGCAGGUAAACAUCCGAUCAGUAGGCCGGAAGAGAUUUGCGCAUCUAUCAGAGAAUCUGGACGAGAUCUACGUAGACGCAAACAUUCCAUGGGGAGAAGACACGUUGUUCACGUUAGAGUUUAGGCCGGAUGAAAACGGAAAAUACGCUAUCCACACCUGUAACAACAAAUACCUCUCAAUGGGCGGUAAGCUAGUAGAAACUUGCUCAAAAGACUGUUUGUUCACCGCUGAGUACCACAGUGGCCAGCUUGCUUUGAGAGAUCGUAAUGGGCAGUACCUUUCACCCAUUGGCAGCAAAGCAGUACUGAAGACUCGAUCCAAUACAGUGACCAAGGACGAGCUGUUUUCACUGGAAGACUCCCUUCCACAGGCUAGCUUUGUCGCAGCACUCAACGCUAGGUUCGUCUCUGUCAAGCAGGGUGUGGAUGUUACCGCAAACCAAGAAGAAAUCUCAGACCAUGAAACCUUCCAACUGGAGUUUGACUGGACCACUAAGAGAUGGUAUAUCAGAACAAUGCAGGAUAGGUAUUGGACACUAGAAACUGGAGGUGGAAUACAGGCUUCAGGAGACAAAAGGUCCUCAAAUGCCCUGUUUGGCCUGACCUGGCAAUCAGAUGGUUCUGUCGCAUUCCGAGCAAACAAUGGUCGAUAUGUGAUCACAAAACGCUCAGGACAUCUGUACGCUACAUCUGACACGAUCGAUGAGACUUGCAAGUACUACUUCUAUCUGGUCAACAGGCCUAUCUUGGUACUUAAGUGCGAACAAGGUUUCGUCGGAUACAAGUCUGCGUCUAGUCCCAAGCUGGAGUGCAACAAGGCGACGUAUGAGACCAUUCAGGUCGAGAGAGGAGAUAAAGGAGUAGUUUACUUUAAAGGUCAAAACAACAAAUACUGGCACGCCGACAGCGAGUGUAUCACAGCGGACUCGGAUACUCCAGAAGGCUUCUACUUAGAACUGAGGGAGCCAACCCGUCUCUGCAUAAAAACCAUCAACGGAAACUACCUUGUAGCAAGUAAAAAUGGCUGCUUUAGGAUCGGUGAUAGCAAUAUCGAAAGUGCAACUCAAUGGGAAUACUAACUUAUACAUACCACUGAUAUGUCUAAUUUUCCCGCUAAGGGAAUAUUAGUGUGACACCAUGUCCAUUCACAUGAAAAAGGAAUAUUUGUUAAAUAUGUUUUUUUUAAUAUUGUACGUUAUAUCCUGAAAUUAUAAUUUAUAUUUAUUUACACACAUAUUUUAGUGAAACGUAUCGUUGAUAUAUAGACUACAGGCUGUUGCAUAUCAUUAUAUUUCCAUAAAAUAUUUAUCUCAAAAUUAACAAAUUUUGGACAAAAGUAGUAUAAUAUAUAUAAUUUCUCUAACAAAGCAACACAAGGACUGGAAUCGGGAUUAGUCAUUUUUCAUAGCUUUAGCUCUAAAAAUGUACUUCUUUUUGGAAAAAUUGUUACUUCAUACAAGUAAAUGACAUAAACGCCCAUUUCAGAUUUGAGAAUUUAACAUAUGUAAAACUGUAUUCAUAUAAAAAUUGAAAUGACUGCAGUUAUUUUUCCAGUAUAAAGGUUUCUGGAUAUACCAUUAUUUUGAUUUGAAUACUUGAUUCUGUAAUUCCGUCCAUGUACUUGAAUAUUAAUCCAUCAUUGACCAAAAAUGUGGCUAAACCUUUCCGCCAAUCUCUAGUCUAGAUUAACGAUACACUCAUUCUUAUUUAUAAGUACUUAUUAUUAAUAAGUUCAUAAUGUGAUUUCGAAAAUUUACUUUUCAACGUAUUCCUACCAGAUUUUGGUAUAUCACUAGCACACUAGCCAAAACAUUAUUAAACUGCCAAAUUCCAUGCCUUUUUUCUAAUUUUUGUAUGUCUGUACUUACCAAAUAUGAAUACUUAAUGUAAUCUUAAAUCUUAGUAACUAAUACAUGAUGGAUAUAUUAUAAAGUACGGAAUAAUAUUAUGAGCUUUAGUCAUUCAUGAAGUGGUUACUUUCCAAAAUACUGGUGAGUGGUUUCAUUUUUUUUUUUUUUGUUUUAUAUUGCAUCUCUAUCUAUUCAAGAGAAUUAAAAACAAAACAGAAUAACCGUUUUAGCUCACUGAUCUGACCUCGUCAAAAUCUGUGGAUAAGAUAGAUAUCAUCUACCAAUAUUCUUGAAAACAAUAAAUUUUGAAGCAACCAUCUGAGGUCAAUUCAAAAACAUAGUGUCCGAGGCCUGAGUGCGAAGCAACCCUGAAUUGGAGUAGUAGUCCAAACAUAUUAAAUACUUCAACUUACCUUGAAGGUAAGCUGGCUGUGAUGAAAAAGAAAAAUACUGUAACAUACCACAUUGUUCGGCUUUCUAAACGGUAGACAUGGAUAUAGUUGUUUUAAGAAAACCUUCAGUAUGAUUUUCUUUCCUAGCAUACUGUGGCAGUUCCAGUGAUAAGGUUCAAUAUUUUAGUAAAUCAGAUAUCAGAAGAAGUUCCUUUCAUUUGAGUUAUAAAGAAACUGUCAUUUAAAAUUAUUAGCGUGAAUCAUGCAGUGCAAUAAGCAAAAAAUAAGGGGUCUGAUUAGAAACCUCUACUUCGGAAAAAAUAGAGGACAUCUGCAAUUGUACUCAUUGACCUCUUACAGAUUCGUUUGACAAAAUAUACCAUAUCUGCUAUUUCUUUUCGGCCUGGAUGCAGCUGGAAUUUUUCAAGGUGAUAUUUUUUAUUUAACUAUUUUUGCUAUGUCUGAAAUUUUCAUGUUGUUUUUAUUUAAUGUGAGUGUUUAGAUAUAUACGUAUAAGAAUAACUUUGUAUGUAAACAAGUCUCAUACCAGAAGAUGCAUUUAUUGUUUGUCAACCUACCAUUUUACACGUCUUUAGGCAUAAGGCUUUUCGCGAUUUCAUAUGGAGUCCUAGCAUAUUUUUGUAGCUUUUUUUAGCAAUAUUUAAGGGUUAGUAUCGAUGUAUUUUGUAUAAUAAUCACAAAUAAAUUAUAAUCAAAUGUAAA
Messenger RNA from Acanthoscelides obtectus, 3848 nucleotides. The record is from the annotation of a GenBank genome assembly. Lineage: Eukaryota; Metazoa; Arthropoda; Insecta; Coleoptera; Chrysomelidae.